AUUACAAAGCAGGUAUGCUGCUCAGUGGGGUAGGAGAUGCCAUUGGUUACAGAAAUCAGAUGUGGGAAUACAACCAAUCUGGCCCUGCUAUUCAUCAGGUGUUUUAGAUACUUGUUAUGAAAGUACUGUCGUCAGGGCUGGAUUGGGCAUACCGGGCAUUUUCCCGGUGGGCCGAUGUACUUUUUGGGCCGAAACGGACGCAUGGGCCAGAGAGAUGGACCGUUUAGAAGCGUGAAUUGGGCGCGUAUGCACGGAACGCGAACGCAAUUGCGAAUCGCACAUGUAUGCAGGAAAGGCAAUGACAGCAGCACAACAUAACACUCAACCUUUUUUCAUCAACAUUGUCUGCAUUGUAUGCAUUUUAAUACGUAAUAAUGGUCAGAAUAAUGUAUUAUCAUGUCACAAACCUAAUGGUGCUGGUAAUGAUGAUUCUCUCUGACCAGUCAGUCAUCUGUGUGUUUACGUGUCACAUUUUAGCUUGGAACCUUAGCCGAGGUGGUACUAAAAUAAAAUAGCAGGCACUAGCAGGGAUUUAAUUGGGAUUUGUUAUGUGGCAGAGCUCUCUGGGGAAUUUUGAGGGGUGAGUAUACAAAACUUAUUAAUUUGACAAAUUGUCAAAUAUAAGUUGAGAUGCCCUCUACAUGUGAUAAGAAUAAAAUCUUAAAACAGCUCAUUAUGUUUUGAAACUUGCAGACAACAGUGCGCACCGGAUGAGGAGCAGUGCCGAGCGUCAUGUCUACAACUCGCAAAUAGGCAAUGCACGUCUGGGCGCUGCAAAAGGAAACACAAGCACGCACAGACACGGAUUUCUGCACGUACGCGGUUAAUGUGCAACUGUGAAUUGGGUUACUGCGGAUAUAGAUCCGUUUUUCCAUGAUUAUCAAUGAACUGCAAGCGCUCGGAGGGCUAGAAAACAUCUAUGCAGAACUUCCUGAAUGGCCUGUGAGUGAUGACACAGUACUUCACUUAGCAACUGCUGAGGCUCUAGCAACAGGAAAAGAAGGUGAGGAGUUACUGCACGAGGUUGCCUUUGGUUAUGUAGAGGGAAUGAAGGACAUGGAAGGAAGAAAGCCUGGACCAUCUAGCAUUCUGGGUAUUUCUCAGUUGCGGCCAGGCAUUGAAGGAGGUUUCAGGAUUCUCUACAAUCCAGAGGGCACAGGUUGUGGGGCAGCUAUGAGGUCCAUGUGCAUCGGCCUUAGAUAUCCUCGUCCUGAGCAACUGUCCUCACUGGUUGCAGUUGCUGUGGAGACUGGAAGAAUGACGCAUCCUCAUCCAACCGGAUUUCUCGGCGCUGUGGCUUCAGCCUUGUUUGUCGCCUACGCAGUCCAGCGGAGACCAGUCGUGACUUGGGGUUUGGGUUUGCUGGAAGAGGCUUGUCCUAUAGCAAAGUCAUUUGUGCAGUCUACAGGUUAUGCUGUUACUGAGACUCAGAGAGACUGGGACUACUUUAUUGAGAAAUGGAAAUGGUACUUAGAUCUCAGGGAACUGUCUUCUGGGACUGGGCCAGUUAACCUGCCGGACCAGUAUGGGCCAGCUGAACGAGAUAAGGCUUACAAAAGCUUUAGCCUAUCAGGGUGGGCCGGUCGCAGCGGUCAUGAUGCUCCAAUGAUAGCUCUGGAUGCCAUUUUGGGGGCUGGCUCAAACUGGGAGGAACUCAUGAGUCGAGCGGGAUUACAUGGAGGAGACAGUGACAGUACUGCAGUGAUCGCCUGCUGCUGUUGGGGUCUGCUGUAUGGGACAGAGGGAGUGCCCGAGUGUAACUAUAAAAACCUGGAGUACAGAGGCCGUCUGGAAAGCACAGCUGAAAAACUAUAUGCUCUUUCUCACUGAUACAGAGGCAAACUCACAAAGGAAAACACACCUAGUGUGAGAAACAAGCAAAAAAGUACAAUAAUACAUCUUUUGAAAGAAUACGCUUUGCUUGAAAGACUCAUAAUGAAUGCCAUCUCAGAUAUAUGUAUGACUUCCUUCCUUCAGCUAAGGACAAAUGAAUAUUAGUAUGUAUGACAAUAUUUUAUGGCCUUACAUCGGAUAGCGCUGAAAUUAAACUUCAAAUCAUUAUUUCCUUUUAGCUUUAAUGUGUUUGUUUUGGUUUCUGGUUUCGAUUCUGCGAAUUAAUUUGAAAAUAUAGGCGUCACCAUAUACCAGUAUUCUGCAUAAACCCUUCUUUAGAUCUAAUUUGUGACAGUUUACUGUAAAAUUUGAUUUUAAAAUACAUGUUAGAUGCAUUUCUAUGAUUGCCCAGUUAUGUAUCAAAUGAACA
Triplophysa rosa is the source of this 2263-nucleotide messenger RNA. It is a transcript of the gene adprh, whose product is annotated as ADP-ribosylarginine hydrolase. NCBI's taxonomy places the organism in Eukaryota, Metazoa, Chordata, Actinopteri, Cypriniformes, Nemacheilidae. The transcript is spliced from 8 exons. The coding region runs from base 874 to 1830 and encodes 318 amino acids. The record is from RefSeq and is a predicted model, not a curated record.